CGGACUCAUCAGCGCAGCUGAAAGUAAGUUAUCAAUCACCUAAUAUCUCAUGCAAAUCCUGGCUCGGCGUUCGUCAGCUGGACCAAGUACCUAGGUCGUGCUUUCACAGCUGGCGCCGCCUGGGAGAGCAAGUGGAAGAAAAUCCGAGCGCGAACAUGUCACUCAUCGUCAUCGUGAACUUGCCCACUCUCACGAUCUCAUCAUGAGACUCCCGUCGUUCACCGGUCAAGGCAUUGGAUUAAAGGAACAGUCAGGAUGCGAACAACGCGUGCUUGGGGAGUCUAAGAUAAUCGCAGCAAUCUGCCCCCAGGCCAUCAAGGUGCCUUUCAGCCCCACCGCAAGAUAUUCCUACCUACUAAAGGCGGGCUUCACGACGCCGUCGACAGCUCUCGUACCAAGGGCAUGAAAUUCUACCUUCAAAAUCCAGUUCGACUCAUAUACAAAAAGAAGAAUGGGCCGAACGCAGCCAUCAGUUGGGCAGCCACCAGCGGCCUUUCGGAAAGCCGCGCGAGCCAAAAAGGCCAAGGUCACCCUCAAUCAGCUAAUUCCAUCGCUGCUCCCUACGCACCCACGAGCCCAGCGCGGGAUCGAUUCAGCUGAGCUGAUCGUCGAGCCAAAGUCAGCGGUCAAGGAGACCCGAACUCCCAAGAAAGAAGGCCCUGAUGUUUCGGAGACCAAUGGGGCACUUCACAUCAGACUUCAAGUAGCCGACACUCUCACAGCUGCUCACGCGUUGGUGACCGAGAAGGCGGAACCGGAUCGCCCGGUAAACGUAAGCAAUAAAGAGACACGGGUCGCGAUACUCAACAUGGCUUCACCUCUGACGCCCGGCGGUGGCUUCGUCAACGGAGCCGGUAGUCAGGAAGAGUCAUUAUGUAUGCGGACUACGCUGCUGCCAUCUCUAAAAGACGAGUACUACCGUUUGCCGGAGCUCGGUGCCGUUUACACACCAGAUGUACUGGUAUUCCGAGAUGAAGAUACGGACGACGUGUUGGAGAAGAAAGACCGAUGGUUCGUGGACUGCAUUAGCGCUGCCAUGUUGCGAAAUCCGGAAAUUGAGCGAGAUGAAGACACUGGCUUCAGCCACUACGUUCAAGAAAAAGACAGACAACUCAUCCUGGAAAAGAUGAAGAUUGUGCUUCGGAUAUGCCAGCUCAAGGGCAUCAGGAAGAUCGUCCUCGGUGCUUGGGGAUGUGGUGCCUACGGAAAUCCAGUCGCCGAAGUAGCCAAGGCUUGGAAGAAAGCACUGCUACCGAGAAACGACAGAAAAGGGAAAAAGAAAGGGAACAAAGAGACAUGGAGCGGGAUCGAAGAAGUUGUCUUCGCAAUCAAAGAUAUUGGCAUGGCUGACGCCUUCGAAGAGGCUUUCGGAAAAGGCAUUGACAGAGACGUGGAAGCUGAGGUGGAUGAAUCCGAUGAGGAUAUUGAUAUUGCUCAAAGGGACAGGGAAGAACUUCAAGCAAGGAUUGCCGAAUUGAAGCAGCGCAUCGAUGCCACGCCAAAUCCACAAGUCAAGAAGGGUCUCGAUUCAAUUCUUGAUGGAUUGAUAAGCCAACUGCCCACUAAUUCGGGAAAAGACAUCGACGAAGACGAGGAUGAAGUUGAUGGAUCAGAGGACGAUAGCGGCGAUAGUGACGCAGGUUCAGAGCAAGCAUGAAUCCAGGCAUAACUUAUGAUCUAUUAAUAGCACUGUUACCCUC
Colletotrichum acutatum is the source of this 1700-nucleotide messenger RNA. RefSeq lists its product as uncharacterized. The record is from RefSeq and is a predicted model, not a curated record. The transcript has a single exon. Bases 452 to 1657 code for a protein of 401 amino acids. Lineage: Eukaryota; Fungi; Ascomycota; Sordariomycetes; Glomerellales; Glomerellaceae.